Molecule: messenger RNA, 1150 nt
Organism: Lactuca virosa
Lineage: Eukaryota; Viridiplantae; Streptophyta; Magnoliopsida; Asterales; Asteraceae
Source: the annotation of a GenBank genome assembly
UAGCAGCCCAAAGGCUCUUUUGUUUUCAGAUUACCACUCAUUCUCUCUUUUCCUCCACAACUCCUAGGGUUCCAAUUCAAUUCCGAAACACCAAAAUUCAUCAUGGACGUCGAAUUACACGAUUGGGAGGUGCUCCCCGAUUCCGAUGACUCCACCUCCGUCCAGAAUACCAGCUUUUUAGAGGGAAUCGAACGCGACUCUGAAGGUAUAAUAAGAUCUGAUUACUUUUCCCUUGAUUCUCAUACCAAGUAUUCGGCAACUCAGGCUGAAGACGUUAUCGACGCUGUUUCCGUCGAGUCGGACAAUCCUAGUUGGAUUGAUCCUGUAUGUGACACCGGUUAUCCGGCAACUAAGGCGGUGGGGGAGCCUUGGAGCAGCGAUGGUUCCGAUGAUGGUAAAUACGUUGAAUCCGAAGCGAACAACAGCAUAGUAGGUAUUGUUGAAACCGAAACAAGGAAAGUAGCUUUUGAUGGAAUUGCAUCUGUUGAUAUUGACGAGUCCGACGAAACUGAUUCAAAAACACGAAAAUUGGGGGAAAUUGAUGGUGGCGGUGAGGAGUCUGAGGCUUGUAGAGAAGAGGAGGAGAUCGUAGGAGCGAAUGAAGAUGUGUCCAGUGAAAGUAGGAAAGUAAAUGGUGAAGAAAGGAACAGAGUAGCGGUCUUGUGGAAGCUUCCAUUGGAUUUGUUGAAAUAUUGUUUAUUCAAGGCUAGCCCUGUAUGGACACUCUCCAUGGCAGCUGCAAUGAUGGGUGUUGUACUUUUAGGACGCAGAUUGUAUAAAAUGAAGCAAAAGAGCAGAACUUUGCAGCUUAAGGUCACCAUGGAUGAUAAGAAGGUGUCUCAGUUUAUGAGUCGGGCUGCAAGACUGAAUGAAGCAUUCUCAGUAGUGAAGCGGGCCCCCCUCAUUCGACCAUCGUUACCUGGUGCCGGAAUUGCACCCUGGCCUAUGGUGGCUUUACGAUGAAUCUAAAACUCUGGAAUGGAAUUAGAGAUUCUAUUUGGAUGUGUUUGUUUGUAUGUUGAUGUGUUGUAAUAUAAAGAAAGGGUGAGUAUUGUAACAUUCCAACACUUAGUGUGAUCUAUGACUAUUAUGUGGUUCUGUAAUAGUUAAAUCAUGAGCUGUUGUUAAUAUGUCGUUUGGCUGAUUCUAU